CUCAAGUUGCUAAUUGAUCUUCAACUGACUCGUGUUAAAAUGGUUGUUGAAAUAAUUGAUAAGACUUCCACUGUCACAAAACUUCAACAAGAGAAUGAGUACAACAAAGACCUUGAAGUAUCAUCAUCAAGUGAUGAAGAUAACAUUACGGUUGUAAUUGCUUUCUCAGAAAAGCAAUACGGAAACAAAACUCUUAGCACUGUUUUUAUGGAGUUAAGCAGUCGCCUGAAAAGGAAAGCAAUUAGCAUUGAAGGAAGCAAUGAUGUUAAGCUUCAAGACCGGCAAGAGAUACACCUCGAUAAGAAAUUCGACUUUCAAGAGAUUUUAAGUAAAUGGAGAGAGUUUGAAAUAAAUAAUACUCAACCCAAAAAUAGUGUCGAUAGCAAAACACACGAGGAUAAAUGUGAUUUGUUGGCUGAUCGUGAGAAAUGGGUUAGAAAUGAAGAGAAAAUAUACGAGACUCUUAACUUGGCUGACACUAGCAUCAGCACUGAUGACCUGAGUGAGAUACUAUCUUUAGACAGUUGCGAUGAUGGUAGUUUUACAUCAGAUCCUGUCACCACUAAUAUAGAUAUGACUUGUGAGGUGAAAAGCAAAGAUUCGCCAGCAAAGAUAACUAACAAAAGAAUAAACUAUAGCAAAAUUGCCUCGUUUGAAGAUGGUGAACAACCACAUUUCACUGAACUGUUGUUUAAUCGUUCACAUUCGAACAAGCCUAGACGUCUGAGUGUCAUCUACGAAAAUGUCAUCGAAUCCACAUAUGAACGAGAAAAUCAACUAUCCGUGAAGACACCACCACUAAUCUCCUAUGUACAGGAGAUUAAUGCUCAGGAUGAAAGGAUUAAACAGAUCCAGAAAGCCAUACUUGUGUGUAAAUUAAACAAAGGCCGAGAAAGAGUUGAAGCUGAAAAAGUAUUAUUAGUUGAAAAUAUAAAAAAGGCUCUUCUAAUUCAAGCAUCAAAGACAACUGAUCAGCAACCUAAGUAUUUAGCUGACUGUAAUAUUAAAAACAUUCGGUUCACUCUUAGAAAAGAUCCAUCUAAUAAUGUUAGGUAUUACUAUGUUUGCCUUGUUAAGAGUGGUAUGAAAGUUAUAGCUAGUGAGGUGGUGGCUCCUGUUAACAAAGUGAUCUUUUUCAACAAAAUUAUGUGUUUAAAAGAUGUAGCCCCUAACAUCACAUUAACUUUAUUCCAUAUGAGGGUACGAGUCGAUAUAUUGCACAAUAAUAAAUACAUAAAAGUGGUUAACAAAACAUUAAAAAAGCUGUUUCGUAUUGCUAAUAAUAUAGGAGGAAAUGCUCAUCAAGAGGAGAAAAUUAGGCAAUACUCUGAAUUUGAACAUGUUGGAGAAAUAUCCCUCCCAUCAGUAAAUAACCGAUUGUCAUUAACAAAUAUGCCACUAAGUAUGGAAGUUAAUGAAUUGUUCAGGGCAGACGUUGAAAUCAAACCACAUUUUAAGCACCGUUUAUUGGGGUUACUUUAUAUAAAACGCGACAAUGACGAAUGGAAUCAAUAUUCAUGCUGUUUGGAGGGUCAUUAUCUUAUUAUUAAAGAAGUUGAAUAUGAAAAUUCAUUUGAUACGAUUGAUCUCAGAUGCUGCGUCGACGAAGUUGUGUGGUUGGAGGAGGCUCCGUUGAAGACAAUAUUUUUCGAAAUUGAAGCUGUUAAUUGUAAAACGUCGUACUAUUUCUCCUCUGAACACCCGAGUGUUAUCGAAAAAUGGAAGCAAAUUUUAAACUUAGUAUAUGACACAUUAAAGACGUGGAACUUAUUGGGAACAACAAUCUAAAUCAAAUUAAAAAGUAAAAGUAUUUGAGUAAGCUUAUUAAAAUCACUUUGUGUCCCUAAGUCACUUUUAAUAUUAGUUUAGAUAAUAAAUACAUAACAUAAAUAAAAU
Messenger RNA from Aethina tumida (small hive beetle), 1896 nucleotides. RefSeq lists its product as uncharacterized. The coding region runs from base 40 to 1788 and encodes 582 amino acids. The transcript has 4 exons. NCBI's taxonomy places the organism in Eukaryota, Metazoa, Arthropoda, Insecta, Coleoptera, Nitidulidae. The record is from RefSeq and is a predicted model, not a curated record.